AUGAACGCACCAGUUCUUGUUCUUAAUACUAAUACUAAAAGAGAGAAUGGUCGUAAAGCACAGUUAGCAAAUAUAAUGGCAGGAAAAACAGUUGCUGAUUUAAUUCGAACAUGUCUUGGACCUAAAUCAAUGUUAAAAAUGUUAAUUGAUCCACAAGCAGGAGUUACUAUUACAUCAGAUGGAAAUUCUGUAUUAAGAGAUCUUACAGUAGAACAUCCAGCAGCAAAAUAUAUGAUUGAAUUAUCAAGAACACAAGAUGAGACUGUUGGAGAUGGAACUACAUCAGUAGUUAUUCUUUGUGGAGAAGUAUUACAAGUAGCAGAGCCAUGGAUUCAAAAAGGAAUUCAUCCAACAAUUAUUAUUUCAGGAUUUCUUGAUGCACUUGAAGAUGCAUUAGAAUCAUUACAUGAAAUAUCAACUACAAUAGAUUUAAGUAAUCCUAAAGUUGUUUCAGGAGUUGUUAGAAGUUGUAUUGGAACAACAUUUAUGAAUACAUGGAAUGAUAUAUUAUGUAAAUUAGCUAUUGAAGCAGUUACCAUAUGUGCAGGAGGAGAUUUAAUGAAAGCCAAAGGAAAAGAAGAUAUUGAUACUAAAAGAUAUGCUCGUGUAGAAAAAAUUGCAGGAGGAGAAUUUAGUGAGUCAAUGGUUGUUAAAGGAGUUGUAUUAAAUAAAGAUGUUGUUCAUUCUAAAAUGAGAAGAAGAAUUGAUAAACCAAGAGUUGUUUUAUUAGAUUGUUCAUUAGAAUAUACUAAAGGAGAAAGUCAAACAGAUGUUGAAGUUACAACAGCAACAGACUUUGGUAAAUUAAUAGAAUUAGAAGAACAAUAUGUGAAGAGAUUAUGUGAAAAUAUUAUUCGAGUUAAACCUGAUUUAGUUAUUACAGAAAAAGGUAUUUCAGAUAUUGCACAACAUUAUCUUCAAAAAGCAGGAAUAUCUGCAUUAAGAAGAGUACGUAAAAAUGAUAAUUUAAGACUUGCACGAGCAACAGGAGCAAGUAUUGUUUAUAGAACAGAAGAUCUUAAAGAAACCGAUGUUGGAGUUGCAGGUCUCUUUGAAGUCAAGAAAAUAGGAGAUGAAUAUUAUGCAUUUAUUUCCGAAUGUGAAAAAUCAACAGCUUGUACUAUUUUAUUACGUGGUGGCAGUAAAGAUGUUUUAAAUGAAGUUGAAAGAAAUUUACAAGAUGCAAUGGCAUCAUGUAAAAACUUAAUUGCUAGACCUGAAUUAGUUCCAGGAGGUGGAGCAUCAGAAAUGCAUAUUGCUACUACAUUGUCUAAGAAAGCAAAGAAUAUUGAAGGUAAGAAACAAUGGCCAUAUUCAUCUAUUGCUGUUGCUAUGGAAGUUAUUCCACGAACAUUAGCAGCUAAUUGUGGAGUUGAUGUAGUUAAAGUCAUAACUGAAUUAAGAGCAAAACAUCUUAGUAAUAAAGAGAAUUCAACAUUUGGUAUUGAUGGAAUGAAAGGAACUAUUGUUGAUAUGAAAGAAUUAGGAGUAUGGGAACCAUAUGAAGUUAAAGCUCAAUGUAUCAAAACUGCUAUUGAAGCUGCAUGUACGUUAUUAAGAGUUGAUGAUGUAGUCAGUGGAAUUAAGAAUGAAAAUGCAGGACAACAAAGCCAAGCUGGUACACAACAAGCUGCAAUGAUGCCACAAGUUGAGUAA
Messenger RNA from Entamoeba nuttalli P19, 1656 nucleotides. Its product is annotated as T-complex protein 1, gamma subunit protein. The record is from RefSeq and is a predicted model, not a curated record. Gene Ontology annotation, molecular function: ATP binding; ATP-dependent protein folding chaperone; ATP hydrolysis activity. The coding region runs from base 1 to 1656 and encodes 551 amino acids. Gene Ontology annotation, cellular component: chaperonin-containing T-complex. Lineage: Eukaryota; Evosea; Mastigamoebida; Endamoebidae. The transcript has a single exon. Gene Ontology annotation, biological process: protein folding.